CAAUUUUGCCUUAAUGGAUUACAAUUUUAGUUCCAUUUUGCCAUUGAUGUUGGAAAUUUGCAUACAAACCUGGAAGUGCCCGCUUGUCUUUAAGGCAGCGGUGUUGCUAUUGAAAUUGGCGCGAAAAGGGACGCAAAGUUACCCGGGAAAAAGAAAAUGGCGAUUGUUUCUUGGUAGUUCAAGUGUUUUCAUCUUUUUACAGCUAGGCAGAUUAAAAAUGUUCAAUGCACAAGAAUUGGAUCUAAAGACUACCCAGCUAAAAGCCGAAGUGCUACUGUCAGAGCCCUCAACUCACGAAGGUCUUGAAGACGAAGAGAGGAUUGAAAGAGCAACUUGUUCAUAUUCAAAUGAAUCAGAACGCUUCUUGCUCCAAGAGAGAAAUUUUUCACGACAGUAUGCACAGAUAUAUUCAGUCCGUAUCAUGGCAAUGAGAAAGAAGCUAGCUGCAGCUGCCAGAAGGAAAUGGGGUGGUAGAGAGAGCAAAUUUGAACUAAAGAAACUAUCUGAUGUAAAAAUAGAUGAAAAGUGCUUUGUGAUAGGAACAUUAUUCAAGAAAAUGGAACUAAAGCCUAGUAUUUUAAAAGAGAUAAGUGAGGAGCAUAACUUGAUGCCACAACCAUCCAGAGUGAAGUAUACUGAAGACAGUGAUGAACUUGUUAUAGAGGAUGAAACAGAGAGAGUCACUCUCACUGGUAACAUUCCAGUUGGAACAUCUGUAACAGGAAGUAUAGUAGCCCUGUGUGGCCACACAAUUGACAGUGGUAAAUUCUAUGUUGAAGAGCAUUGUUUUAGUGGCCUUCCAUACCAAACUGCACCAAACCUGGAUCAAUGCUUAUCCAAUGGUGAAGACAGGUAUGUGGCACUCAUUUGUGGUCUUGGCUUUGGUAAUGAAAGUCAGGAUUUGCUCAGCCUUCAGAUGUUUUCUGAUUUGGUGACAGGAGAGCUUGGAAGUCUCCAGGAUCAAGAAUCUUGUGCCAAGAUAAGCCGUGUAAUUAUUGCUGGUAACUCUUUGAGCCAGUGCACACAGACUAAAGACAGUGAAACAAAGGCAAAGUAUCUGACAAGAAAUGCAGUGGCUGGGAGUGUGGAAGCUAUUAAGAAUCUGGAUGCCUUUGUGCUGCAACUUGCUGCAUGUGUUCCAGUGGAAAUAAUGCCAGGGGAGUUUGAUCCAGCCAAUCAUGCAAUUCCGCAGCAGCCCCUUCAUCCCUGUAUGUUUCCUCAAGCAGCUGCAUAUCCCACAUUCCAGAGUGUCACCAACCCAUACGAGGCUCUAAUUGGUGGUGUAAGGAUUCUUGGAACUGCAGGACAGAACAUUAAUGACAUCUACAAAGUCUCAAGCUUCGAGGAUUGUUUGGAGAUUCUCGAACACACCAUGAAGUGGGGUCACAUAGCACCCACAGCUCCAGACACUCUAGGCUGUUAUCCAUACUAUGACAAGGAUCCCUUUAUUUUAGAGAAGUGUCCACAUGUGUACUUUGUUGGCAAUCAACCAAAGUAUGGGAGCAAAGUUCUUCAUGGAGAAAAUGGCCAAAAAAUACUGUUAGUGACAAUUCCUGACUUCUCCAGUUCAAAGACCUGUGUGAUGCUAAAUCUACAAUCACUCACAUGUCAUCCAGUGAACUUCUCUGCUUCUGUAUCAAUGCAGAUGGAAAUGUAACUGUGUGGAUCUAUAAGCCUGAGAGAGUUAACUCUUUAUGUGUACUGAUACCACAUUGACAAGGAAAGAGCAAAGCAACCAAGGAUUUCACAGUACUUUAGUUUGUUAACCAUGAAUACUACUGGACAGAGUCCACUGUUAUUGAAAAAUAUAAAAUCAGUCAAAAUUCAGCAUUGCCUAACCUACAUUGUGCAUACUAUGCAAAUAGUCAGCUAUGUAGACACCUUGUAAGACCCAAGAUAUUAUAUAUAUGCUUACACUAUUUGUAGCAUUUUCCAGCAGUUGCGUGACAACUGACUAUGCACGUCAAAUUUACAAACUAAAUCAUUAAGAAACAUCAAAUAGCAGAAACUAAAAUUUGGUUCCUUAAUGAUGGAGUGUUUGAACCCAACAAACAGUCUGAUGUUAACAAAUUUGCUUUGAACA
Molecule: messenger RNA, 2083 nt
Organism: Orbicella faveolata
Lineage: Eukaryota; Metazoa; Cnidaria; Anthozoa; Scleractinia; Merulinidae
Product: DNA polymerase delta subunit 2-like
Biological process (GO): DNA replication; DNA strand elongation involved in DNA replication
Cellular component (GO): delta DNA polymerase complex
Molecular function (GO): DNA binding
Source: RefSeq, a predicted model, not a curated record